Molecule: messenger RNA, 428 nt
Organism: Teleopsis dalmanni
Lineage: Eukaryota; Metazoa; Arthropoda; Insecta; Diptera; Diopsidae
Product: glutamate receptor 1-like
Exons: 3
Coding region: 41-406 (121 amino acids)
Source: RefSeq, a predicted model, not a curated record
ACAAGGCACAGAUGAAGUGCAGUCCGCCUUUAAAUAUGCGAUGCUGAAUCAUAAUCUCAAUGUAUCAUCGAGACGGUUCGAGUUGCAAGCCUACGUGGACGUCAUCAACACAGCGGAUGCAUUCAAAUUGUCGCGAUUAAUAUGCAAUCAAUUUUCGCGUGGCGUUUAUUCGAUGUUGGGCGCAGUAUCUCCGGAUUCCUUUGACACAUUGCACUCGUACAGUAACACAUUUCAAAUGCCAUUUGUGACGCCAUGGUUUCCGGAAAAAGUGCUCACACCCUCAUCCGGUUUUCUUGAUUUUGCCAUCAGUAUGCGUCCCGAUUAUCAUCAGGCGAUUAUUGAUACAAUACAAUUUUAUGGCUGGCGCAAAAUAAUUUAUCUCUACGAUUCGCACGAUGGUAAGUAGCUCUAUGCAUGUAGAUACUUCA